Messenger RNA from Penaeus chinensis, 6459 nucleotides. It is a transcript of the gene IntS1, whose product is annotated as integrator complex subunit 1-like. Bases 115 to 6408 code for a protein of 2097 amino acids. Gene Ontology annotation, biological process: U2 snRNA 3'-end processing. Lineage: Eukaryota; Metazoa; Arthropoda; Malacostraca; Decapoda; Penaeidae. Gene Ontology annotation, cellular component: integrator complex. The transcript is spliced from 8 exons. The record is from RefSeq and is a predicted model, not a curated record.
AGUAGGUUUUCGACGUCUAUACGCGUUUACUCCAAGAUAGCCAGACAAGUUGAGAGAAUGGCAGAGUUUUUCAAUUUUAUAUUCCAGUAGAGUUGUGAGUGAUAAAGACGUGCCAUGGAGAGGAAGGGGUCGCGAGGAGCGAAGCCGAAGAUCGUUCCUCUGCCGGGGAACCUGUUCACCCUCGGGACCAAAUCAGGAAGAGCUGAUGCCCAGAUUGACAAAACUUCAUCCCAUGGUUCGUCUUUCGCCCAAAGUAAAUCGACAAGUGGGUCAAGUGACCGUGGUCGAGAUGGAGGUGCAGGUUCUUCAAGUUCACUGGCCAAAAAAUCUAAGCCUGGAUUUAGCAGCAGCGGAUCCAGUGUUCGUUCAGGAAUUCCAAAGCAAAGUACCGGUGACAUGGUCAACCUGCUCAGUGAAGAAUGGGAAAAUGUGGCAGCCGAGGUUGACCCCAAUGACUUGAUACCCUUUAUUGAAGCUGGGGAAGAAUAUGGUGACAACUCGGAGACAUAUUUGUGUGGUGCAGUCAAGACUCUUAGAUCACAGAGGACUAAGCCUGACAACUUAUUGUGCUUUUCUCUCAUGUACUUGGCCAAAGUAAAGCCACACCUCUUCAGUCGUUCAGAAAUGGUCACUGAAGCUUUUAGUUCCCUCCUGAAGAGAGAUCAUUCAAUGACCUACAAGGGCAAAGGGAAUGCAGCUGUCUCUGUCCUAGCUGCUAAUAUCUUGCUGGCUGCAUACCAAGAUGAAAAGUCCUGGCCUGAUAUAUUUGUGCGUGUGUACAUUGAGGACUCCUUGGGAGAACGCAUAUGGGUUGAUCAUGAAGACUGUAAGGGCUUUGUGGAUAACAUAGCCACAGCUUUCAGAACAAAGAUGCCUCCAAAAAGUCUCCUGUACCCUGACCUUGGCAUGGGCAGCAGGCAGGACUGUCCCUCACCUCCUGUAUCCGGGGGAUCAGGAGGUGCUGACUCAGGUGAUGGAGACUCAGAACUUUCUCUGGAAUGUAAGGAAAGCCUAGAUGUUAAUGUCACUAAUCGCUAUGCAGGCAUAAUGUCAGAAGUAGAGGAAAUGGUUAUGGAGGCAGUGCAGCAUCAGUUGGGUGUUCGGCACCAAAACCCAGAUGCUGUUGCACGGAAUUCUAUCAGGUUUUUAUCAUCUGUGUGUGGUAUUUUAGAGGUUAGAAGACAAGUUGCACAAAGGCUAGAGAUGUGGUUACAAAGCCCCAAAUUACAGAGACCAGCUACAGAACUCCUAAUGUCCCUGUGUUUAAACUGUAACACACAUUCCCAGUUGGAUAUAGAGUGUAUAAGCCACAUAAUAAGGAUCAGGUUGAAGCACAAGCCCCUCAUAAACCAAUACAUGUCUUGUCUGCGAGAGCUUCUUGCAGCUCAUCCAGACAACAUUCCUUCAGUGAUGAAACACACAUUGUACAAUGAGUUAUCACAGGCAAGAAAUCCAAGUAAUAUGUCCAUACUCUCAGUUAUCUUCCAAUUUGCUCCUGAACAUGCAGCAAUCAUUUUAGCAGAAGAAUUCCAAGAACUCUUAUGUAAUAGGGAAGAUUUUUUGCGUGCUUUGAGAGCACUAUUACGAGAGAUAGUCAGGGCUCUGAGACAUGAUAUGCAAUUUCAGAAGUUCUGUCAGGGACUCAUGAAAGAACGCAAGGAUCCAGCAUUUCGUGACACUUUUGAAUUCAAAGAAAGGAUGUUUCAUAGUACAACAGAUCUGAUUGUUCUCACCAUUUUUGUAGCCAUUUCUCCUCAAGUUCGAGAGAGUGCCACACAGAUGUACCGUGGUGAGCACAGAGAUCCUGAUAUUGUGAGACGAUACCAGGAAAUGGUGGCCUCCAUCCAGCGUGAUGCCAUCCACUGGAUGUAUCGGGUUGUUCCAAAGUGCUAUAACCCAAGCAAAGAAGAGUAUACAAGGUGCUUACACAAAUUGCUGAUGUUUGAACAGGCAGAAGUUUAUUUCAUAAAAGACAACUGGCCUACUGAAAAUGACCGUCCACUGUAUUUUCGCUUAACUUCAGAUAUUCCAGUGAAACAAGAAACUUUGACAAGGUUGCUGAUGAUUGCAGUCAUGAAAGAUCAGUGGAUCAAAUCACAGGAUCUGAUAGAAUUAGUUGACAAGUUAAUCAAAAGAGCUGCAUCCCUUUCCAGUGAUGAUAUGGAAGUUUUGAGAAUUGAUGAUACAAAGGUGAUAGAGCUAAUCUUCAAUCUUUGCCCUUACAUCCCUCCAGAGAAUUCUCCUCUACCCCAGGGCUAUAGACCUCCAAAGACAGCAAUUGCAAAUUUGUACUGGAAAUCAUGGAUGAUGCUCUUACUUAUAACUGCCCACAAUCCCACUGUGUUUGGGCUUCUUGCUUGGGAAUCAUACCCAACACUGCGUACACUGAUGGAAAUGUGCAUAACAAACUCUUUCGUUUUCCCACCUCCGACACUAGCAGCAGGGGAGAAAGGAGAAGAAAUGACCAGUCAAGAAUUACAUCUGUGUGCCCUUGAAAGACAACAAAUCCUUGACUUUGAGUCUCACUUGGCACAGAAAACCAUCACAGAACAAAACAGUUUGCUUUUAAGUCAACUAAUAACCAUGGAUCCUACAGGACCUGCAAGAAAACCCCCUCCUAUUGUCUUGGAUCAACUGAAGGCACUUAACGCUUCACACAAGAUUGGACACCUCUUGUGCCGAAGCCGCAAUCCAGACUUUUUGGUUGACAUAAUUCAGCGUCAGGGUGCUUCUCAAAGCAUGCCAUGGUUGGCAGAGUUGGUCCAAAGUAGUGAGGGAGCUUUCUCUGUACUUCCUGUCCAGUGUCUGUGUGAGUUCCUCCUCAGUGAGACUGGAACAGGGAGUGGAGGGGGAGAUGGAGCAGCAAGACAUCACCAGUUGUUACAACAUUUGCGGUCACUGUUACGGGCUCCACGCCAGGAAGACGGAGUGAGUGUUGAGAUUCUAGACUACUUUCUACGACGCCUUAGUUCUCAGCAGGCCACAGCCCGCAUGCAGGCAGUGCGAGGGCUCCAGCUGGUUGUGGCUCCACUGGGAGACCCAAUGGAGGUAGAUGGGGAGUCUCAUACUCCACAUGCUUGGCUUAACCAACAUUUGCCAAAUCUUCCUGGGUUUGACCUGGUUCAAAGUGUGGCAAGUCAAGCUCUCCGUGCAGCUUGUCAGAUUGAAACAGACCCACAUGCAGUGAGUGCAUACAUACGGUUCCUGGCAGUGCACACAAGAGAUGAUCCUCUCCAAGACCAGGCAGAGUUGGUACAGGAUAUGGCACAGUUAAUUGUUGAGCGUUGUACAAUGAUUUCAGCCAUUUUGCCUGUGCCUGAGAGGCCUAACCAACCCUUCCAGCAUGCUCACAAUACUCUCAAAGCCCUUUUAAUUAUAUUUAUCAAUUAUAUGAGAGGUGUGCGGCUACCUCCAAGAGAGUCUUUCACAUGGUCAGAAAGUCAGGAUCAGGUGCGCGUUCAGUGGGCGUCUGGGGAACAAGCUGUUAUGCACAUACUUGUUGUUCAUGCCAUGGUCAUCCUUCUCACUCAUGGACCUGACAACAGUCCUGACCUUUUCCACGAGUUGCUGACAACAUGGUUCCCAGAGCAAGAGGAAAUGCCUCAAGCUUUCCUGGUAGAUACAUCAGAAGAGGCUUUAUUACUACCAGACUGGCUGAAGCUGAAAAUGAUAAGGUCAACUGUUCCACAGCUUGUUGAUGCAGCUCUGAAGGAUUUGGAGCCAUCUCAGUUAGUGCUAUUUAUUCAGUCAUUUGGAAUACCUGUUGCCAGCAUGACCAAACUACUUUGUGCCUUGGAUGUUGCUGUGAAUACUAAUGAGGAAGCUGUGGCAGCUGCUGUCUUGGAUAAGAGCCAUAAAACCUACAUGGCACAACUUGUUGAGGUUCAACACCAGAGAGGAGCAAGAGGGGGCCAUGCAUUUGCUGCUACUCUUGGGGAACGUGAUGACAUGGACGUUGUUGGCGAAAGACCCCCACCUGUACGACCUCUGGUGACUGCUCUUAAUGUCUCACAGCCAUUGCAUACAGAAUUAAGCAAAAAUGAGGUGCAGUCAUUCGUGCUACAGUGUUUCACCAAUGACCUUCUUCACAGAGAACACAAAAAACAGGUUCAAGAUACAAUGAGGGUACUGCAAAGACACUUCAGCCGUGAGAUAAGCCGGCAAGAUCCUGAAGGACCUUAUAUCAAUGAGUUCCUGAACAGUCUUACAGCUAUUGUACAGUCUCCGAAGCAUGCACCUAGUUUUGUUGCUGGAUUACAUGAUCACUACAUCCAUUCAGCAUCCUUAUUCCGUAUGUUACGCAAUCUGCACAACAAGAAAGGUUGCGAGAAGUUGUAUGCUCUCACAGGCCAGUUAGUUGCCUUUAUCCUUCAGAUGGCUCCAGAAAGGAAGUCUCCCUUAACCAACGUUCUUAACACCUUUAACACUGAAGAAUUACCGGGCAAGAAGAUUAAGAAAAAGGAGCCAGAAGUUGAGGUUGAUGUAUCUUCUACUCAAGCUGUUCUGAUGCACCUAGCUGGUAUAGAACCAAGCCAACUGGAAAAGGAAAUAUGCCGUGUCGUUGGUUGUGCCAUGAAAGGAGGGAAAAUGGCACCUGUAGUGGGAGCCAUGUCACAGCUUUUACUGUCAGGAAUGACAGUAAAGCAGGGCACAGAGGUUCAAGGAGGGCCAAGUGCACCUACUGCUUUACUGCUAGACUGGCUUCAAGUUCUUGACCCGGAGCUUGAAAAGGGGUCUGAUCAACUCCAACAAAUUCUCCUUUUCAAAAAGCGUCCUGGUAAUGAUCACAAAGAAGGAGGAUACAGCCAAGCUUAUCUCCUGGCUGCAUUUACGCACCAAGCAAGAUGGGACACUCUGGAACACUGUGUUCGUGCUCUUUUGCGUGUUCACAAUCCUGUUCUAGAUCCUGCGGCUGUGCUAAGUUUUGUUUGGGCUGUACUGCAUGUACCCAAGCUGUGGCAAGGUAGGGAACGCAGAACACCACGACAUGCCCCUCAAGAAACACUUUUAUCUUUCAGUACAUCAGAAGUGGUACACAUAGCUCAGUAUAUGAUCACAGAAUGUCAAAGUUCUUUGGAUGGAGGACGUGGCACAUUACCUCUUGAGACACAUCUGCCUUUACUUCUGCAUAGUAUAGAUAAUUCAGUGUCUGCCAUUCAGGCCUUGGCUGAACACUUGGCUGAGAUAUCCCAGGGUACUGGUCCAUGUCAGCAGGCAGCAGGGCACUUAUUAUAUCACCUAUAUCUCAGAUUGCCAAAGAUUAUUUCUUACAUUCCAGCAGGAACAAUGACAAAAAUUGUGUCUGCUGGGGCAUCUUGUGGCAGAGCUCAAGAAAGUGGAGCAGAUGUGGCUCUGCAUACACUUCUUACUAUGUUAGCUGCACCACAUCCAGGUAGAGAUUUUCGCAGGCGUAUGUCUGAUCUUGAAGCAGCUGUGCGCAAACAAGCAGCAGCACAUCCUUUAAUUGUUCUUCGGCAUUUGCCUCUAUUAGCUGCGUCACUCAAAGGGACAAAUCAUCUCCAGCUAACAGCAUUAAGAGCAAGCAACUACCUUGAACUAUUCUCUAUGGUCUUGGGUGUUUUAGAACUUUUACAACCUCUUCUGUUUGCCCCACAGCAUCAUGAUGCUCUCAUUCCCACAUUGGACAGUUUCAUGGCCUUAUUUAAAGCUCAUGGUAGAAUGCAUGAGCUAGAACACUUGCUAGUUCGUUUUUCACACCUCUUAAUGGAAUGGGUUGGGUGUCAGGGAGGACCUGCAGGAACCUACUUGUGUACACAUUCUAAUCUACUUGCAACACUCCAAAUGCAUAAUCCAGACAUUGCUGCUGUUCGAUCAUUAGCUGCUAUAGCUGCAGCACGUGGCAUGGAUCAGCCAAAAGAGUCAUCCAUGACGCAGCAGUCGGGUGUUGAAUUUGGUCACACUUCAGGAGGGUCACAGGGUCCCUUGCCUCCACCUUGGGUCAUGGGUCAAGUUGGAGAUUUACAAAGUCGACUUGAGUCUUCAACUUUACCUGAGGAACAACUUGACAUUCUGAAGAAAGUCAGUGAUCUGCCUGAUCGUUGGGUCAAUGCUGCUCUCCCUUCAUUCACGCAUACAUUUUGUGAGGGCAUUGUAAGCACACACAAAGAAGUCAGGCUAUUUUGCUGGGAUUUACUUUCUCGAUUAUUACACCAGCGACCAGCUCUUGGGGGGCGAGUUGGGCAAGCAGUUUUGGCUGCUUUAAAAUGUGAAGACUCUGCGGUAGUGGAAACUGCCCUAGAACAUUUGCCAGAAGUGAUCCUCCUUCUCCAUAAUCAAGCACCAGAUCUCCUAAGUGCAGCAUUUAUAUCUACACUUACAGCAUCAUCUAAUAUCACAGCUUCACUUAGUGAGGCUCUGACACUGCUGCAUCUUCACACAGGGUCCUAAUGAAUGCAGUUUCUUGCCAGUUGUUUUCAUAUAAUAAAUAUUUUCAGUGUU